This is a messenger RNA of Diaporthe batatas, 3615 nucleotides long. RefSeq lists its product as uncharacterized. The record is from RefSeq and is a predicted model, not a curated record. The coding region runs from base 1121 to 2893 and encodes 590 amino acids. The transcript is spliced from 5 exons. Gene Ontology annotation, biological process: proteasome-mediated ubiquitin-dependent protein catabolic process. Gene Ontology annotation, molecular function: protein binding. Lineage: Eukaryota; Fungi; Ascomycota; Sordariomycetes; Diaporthales; Diaporthaceae. Gene Ontology annotation, cellular component: GID complex.
AUCUUCUCCAAGCCCAACGAAUCCCUGUCCAGAAGGUACUUGCCGGGUGGGUGCUCAGGUGUGUAUCCCACCUUGUACAAGUUGCUUCUUUGACCACAUGUGUCGGUCCCCCUCAACCAGACCAUCACCUCUCCCGCAGCUGGCAGUGCUCCUGUGGUUGGACAACACCACACCACUACCAGUACCACCGCCACCACCACCACCACUACAUGCAUCAGCAGCAGCAUAAUCUGUUUUCCUCUUUCUGACGCUGUCGAUAACAGGGAGCAAGCCAGGCCAGGGCAGGCCAAGCUAGGGACGAUCAGCGGGAACGGGAGCAGCAACAAGCAUCAGCCAUGAUAAGCAACCUCUGCUAGCAGCCUGCCGCACGUCCAGAUGACCCACGCCCUGCGGUGCCGUCAUCCAGGCCCUCCUGACCCUUCCUUCACUUAGACUCCGCCUGCACCAUAAACCAUCCAGACACGCAAACAACCACACGCCUAGCACCAUCUUUCCCAGGACGACUUUCCCAGACACUCCCCCAAAGCCGGACGGAGAGACGGACGGAGAGAGACGGACGGACGGACGGACGGGCAGGCAGACCAACUGAGGAACAGCUCCGGAGACCCUGUUCUAGCAGCCAAACGACGCUCACCUGAACCAACACCCACCACCUACCUGCUUUAGGCCCCGACAUCCCAUCACCCACCUCCUUCGUUUCCGCCCCGUCAGCGGACGUACGCAGCGGGAGAUAGAGACUCCUGCAGAAGACGCCGUGGCGGAACGAAGCCCUCGUUCAACCGCCCCCAUAUCCACCCCAUCCAGCGCCGAAACCCCAUCAACCACGACCCGCCCUCCAUCUCCUCACAGCACUGACAUCUCUACCUCACCCUCGACCCGAGCUGCGGCCUCCCAGCGCCACACCACCGACCCAGCCGUGAACACCCCCAGCCCAGACCCGACGAGGCACAGAGCUCGUGGCUCGACCGCAGACACCGCCGCCCGCCAGGUGCUCGGCCGGAGACGACGGGCCGAAGCCGACGACGGCUCCGCCCAGCCCCCCGAAGGGGCCUCGAGCUCCCCCGCCACGCACACCACCUCGAGCGACUCGCGGGCGUCCAAGCGUACGCGCACAGGCAGCAUGUCAGCCGACGGCGAUGGAGAGGCAAGUUCAAACGGGACAACCAGGGCGGUCACCACCGAACCUCGGGCACCACAACGAUCCUUCCCUGUGCCCUCGACUAAUGGAACACACAAGGCUGCUAGUUCUUCGGUAAAUGGUUCUUCGGUGCAAAAUGGGAAGGCCGCGGCCCGGGACCCCCCUCGCGACUACAUCGGCCAUGACCGGGAGGAGGUCACGCGCCUCAUGAUCCAGGCCCUCUCCGAGAUGGGCUACCAGUCCGCUGCCGAGAAUCUCAGCAGGGAGAGCGGCUACGAGCUCGAGAGCCCGACGGUCGCCGCCUUCAGGGCGUCGGUGCUGAGCGGGAAGUGGACCGAGGCAGAGCAGCUGCUGUUUGGCGCCGCGGCUGCUGGCGACGGUGCGAACCGGGCCGGGAACGGCCUGGUAUUAGCAGAGGGGGUUGACCGUGACGAUAUGAGGUUCCGCAUACGCCAACAAAAGUUCCUCGAGCUACUCGAGCAAGGGGACUACAGGCCCGCCCUGACGGUACUACGCAAUGAACUGACACCUCUGAAUCGCAACGGCGCCGAGUCGCUUUCGCCUCUUAUCAUGUGCAGAACACCAGAAGACGUCAAAACCAAGGCGGCUUGGGACGGAGCGCAUGGUGAAUCCAGGCACAACCUGCUGUCCCAACUAUCCAGAUGCAUAUCACCAUCAGUCAUGUUACCAGAACACCGGUUGGCAGUGCUGUUGCAGCAAUUCAAGGACCAACAAGCCGAAAGCUGUAUAUGGCACACAAGCUCAUCCUCGCCAUCUCUGUACUCGGACCAUACGUGCGACCCCAGCCGCUUUCCCACCGAAGUCCUCAUCGAACUCGUCGAGGCUCACGUGCAGAAGAAAGAGAUCUGGCAGGUGCGCUUUUCCCACAAUGGCAAGUUCCUGGCAGGUUGUGGCAGUGCUGGCACGGUUUAUAUCUGGAACACGGAAACACUUCAACUGGCUCUCGCCUUGACCGACCUGGGUGGUGCUGGCGUCGGCAACAUAGCGUGGAGCCCGGACGACACCAAGAUUGUGACAUGUGGCCGGGACGGUUAUGCUCGGAUAUGGGACAUGACCAAUGGACAGGAGCUACAGCGACUCGAGCGAUUCUCAGAGCCUAUCAGCAGCUGCGUUUGGGCCCCUGAUGGCCGCUCCUUUGUACUUGGUGCGUUCGACAGAGAGCGGUCCCUAUGCACGUGGAACCUCAGAGGUGAAAAGCUGUAUACUUGGAGCAAGAAGAACCGCACUGAGGACCUGGCCCUCUCGUCCGACGGCCGCUACCUCGUGGCUAUGGACGACGAGGUCCACGUCCACGUGUACGACUUCCCCGCGAAGACCCUGAAAUACGACAUGCCGCUGCCUUGUAGGCCUACGUCAGUGAGCAUUACCAAGGAUUCCAAGUAUCUUCUGGUCAACCUCCAGGACGGGGAGGCUAGGGUGUAUGAUAUUGCCAGCAGGACGUGCGUGCAGAAGUACAAAGGCCACAGUGGUGGCGAAUUCCUCAUUAGAAGCAAUCUGGGCGGCGCAAACGAGAAUUUUGUCGUUAGUGGUUCUGAAGAUGGAAACGUGUACAUCUGGCACAAGAACAGCGGACACGUAGUCGCAAAGCUGGAUGGUCACCGACCUAGAUGCAAUGCCGUGGCGUGGAGCCCUACUAACACGUGCCUCCUCGCAUCCUGUGGCGACGAUGGUAUUGUUAAAUUAUGGUCGAACAAGGCUCGAGUUCUUGAGCAGAGCGAGAAGCAUGCCGAGUGAGAGCGAAUGAACGAGGUAGAGGGCAGCUGUCGCCAGAAGUAGGAUUUUGGCUGGCCCGCCCACCCCAGCCCAUCCAGGGGGUCUCGAGGCCUCUACCCGGCCAGCGAAUGGUACCGCUUCAUGUCUAAGGACGGUGCAUGGGUGGGAUCCAGGCUGUCGUGAUACCAGGCGCCCAACCCUGAGCUGGCAUUCAGGCUCACAGAUGAAGGCAGGCGCUGAUUGCAUUGGUCAUUGGCCUUGUACAUACAAGUGUCUAAUCACAUUAGUUAGGAGUUUAUCUUUACCGGCGAUCCCUUUCCGCCCGUGGCGUUCAGGAGGGCUGCACAGGGGGUUAAUUAGGAACACGCGGGAACUAAGCGGCCACAGGAGUAUAAGAGCCCCUGCUCCUUGGACAGAUGGAAAGCCGUUGGCGAAAGUGGAAUACAACCGGGCCAGGAGGAUGAAUUACCGCGGAGUCUCGGAUCACAGAAGCUGGGUGGAGCAGCUAGAGUUCAUCAUUGUGAUGGGAAUGGAAUGGAGGGAGGUCCACGUGGGAUGGAAGGGGCUUCUAUACCCAUCGUGACUCACCGUCCCAAAGCCUGGGUGAUCGAGGGGUUAAGGACCUCGAUUGGGAAGUGGUCAAGUAUAGACACAUCGCAGCGUAGCCAGUUGUUUCACUGGUGAAUCCCCAAUCAUAGAAGCAUCGUGCAUCAGAUAACGAAAUCUAUUUACAUGGACUGCAA